AUGACUACUUCUUCUCCCCCGCAUAGCAACUCCCCGAACAAGGGAGAACCUGCUGAACGUCAAGAUUUCGAGUCUGAGAUAAUCUUCUCUUGCAAUUUCUGUAAAAGAGAGUUCUCGACUUCCCAAGCUCUCGGGGGCCACCAGAACGCGCAUAAACAAGAGCGUGCCUUGACGAAACGGCGGCAAUGGUUGUUGGACACGGUGCCGCCGUACGUGAACCCGCACUACCACCGUUACUACCACCCCUACUCGACAUUUUCGUCGCAUUUGCCGUUCUAUAACUCUUUUGGCAAUCGAUCGCUCGGCGUAAUGCCCAAUUACUCGUCUGCUAUUCAUCGGCUGCCGUCUUCCUAUCACCAUCCCUCGGUUUUGGCGGAGAAUCUAACUACUCUCGCUUCCGCAACGAGAAGUGGUCGCCGAGAUCGCUGCUAA
Messenger RNA from Ipomoea nil (Japanese morning glory), 432 nucleotides. Its product is annotated as zinc finger protein 1-like. The record is from RefSeq and is a predicted model, not a curated record. Gene Ontology annotation, biological process: negative regulation of abscisic acid-activated signaling pathway. Bases 1 to 432 code for a protein of 143 amino acids. Lineage: Eukaryota; Viridiplantae; Streptophyta; Magnoliopsida; Solanales; Convolvulaceae. The transcript has a single exon.